AUGCUUCGAAACGUCACUCGUCUUGCCCGACCUCUAUCUAUUCAACGUAGCGUCUUGUCAGCCACUCGUCUCAACCUUGGUGCUGUCGCUACUGCUGCUCGUACUUACGCUACUGCCAAGCCUUCUACUUCUGAAGUAUCUUCCAUUCUUGAAGAACGUAUCUUGGGUUCUUCUUCUGAAGCUAACCUUCAAGAAACUGGUCGUGUCUUGUCCAUUGGUGAUGGUAUUGCUCGUGUCUAUGGUUUGAAGAAUGUUCAAGCUGAAGAAAUGGUUGAAUUCUCUAGUGGUCUCAAGGGUAUGGCUCUCAACUUGGAAGCUGAUAAUGUCGGUAUUGUGGUGUUUGGUAACGAUCGUUUGAUUAAGGAAGGUGAUACUGUCAAGCGUACUGGUGCUAUUGUCGAUGUGCCCGUUGGUCCUGGUAUUUUGGGUCGUGUUGUUGAUGCUCUUGGUAACCCUAUUGAUGGUAAAGGUCCUUUGGAAACCACUGGUCGUUCUCGUGUGCAAGUCAAGGCUCCUGGUAUUUUACCUCGUCACUCUGUUAACGAACCUAUGCAAACUGGUAUCAAGUCUGUUGAUUCUAUGGUCCCCAUUGGUCGUGGUCAACGUGAAUUGAUUAUUGGUGAUCGUCAAACUGGUAAGACUGCUGUUGCUCUUGACACCAUUCUUAACCAAAAGAACUGGAACAAUGGUUCUGAUGAAGCCAAGAAGUUGUACUGUAUCUACGUUGCUGUCGGUCAAAAGCGUUCCACUGUUGCUCAAUUGGUCCGUACUUUGGAAGAAAAUGAUGCUAUGAAGUACACUAUUGUUGUUGCUGCUACUGCUUCUGAAGCUGCUCCCCUUCAAUACCUUGCUCCUUUCUCUGGUGCUGCCUUUGGUGAAUGGUUCCGUGACAAUGGUCGUCACUCUUUGAUCAUCUAUGAUGAUUUGUCUAAACAAGCUGUUGCUUAUCGUCAAAUGUCUCUUUUGCUCCGUCGUCCUCCUGGUCGUGAAGCUUACCCUGGUGAUGUGUUCUACCUCCACUCCCGUUUGUUGGAACGUGCUGCCAAGAUGAACAAAGACUUUGGUUAUGGUUCCAUGACUGCUUUGCCCAUCAUUGAAACUCAAGGUGGUGAUGUAUCUGCUUAUAUUCCUACCAACGUCAUUUCUAUUACUGAUGGUCAAAUUUUCUUGGAAGCUGAACUUUUCUUCAAGGGUAUCCGUCCUUCCAUCAACGUCGGUCUCUCUGUGUCCCGUGUCGGUUCUGCUGCCCAAACGAAGGCUAUGAAGCAAGUUGCUGGUUCUCUCAAGCUCUUCUUGGCUCAAUAUCGUGAAGUUGCUGCCUUUGCUCAAUUCGGUUCUGAUUUGGAUGCCUCCACUCAAUUCUUGUUGAACCGUGGUGCUCGUUUGACUGAAUUGUUGAAGCAACCUCAAUACACUCCCUUGUCUAUCCAAGUUCAAGUCCCCAUUGUGUUUGCUGGUGUCAAUGGUUUCCUCGACAAGAUCCCUGUCCAAAAGGUGGUUGAAUGGGAAAAGGAUUUCAUCUCUUACAUCUCUACUGAACACAAGGAUGUCCUCGAAGAAAUCCGUUCUCAAGGUGUUUUGUCCAAGGAUUUGGAAGGCAAGCUCCGUGAUAUUUGUGAUACUCACACCAAGUCUUUCAUUGCUUAGAUCCCUUUACAUAUAGUUUUUUUUUUUUAUUAUUAUUAUUUAUUUAUUGAUUGAUUGAUUUAUUUGUUUAUUUUAUCACUCCCCAUCUUUUUACUUUAGUAUCAUUACAGAAAAUGGUCAUCCCCCUCUUAUUCAUGGAAAAUUCAAUUGUUAGAACAGGAAACAUAAUAAUAAAUGUUGUACAUUAAACAAAAAAGGCAGUAGACAUGGAUGAUAUGGAAUGAUGGGAUGAUGAUGGAUGAUAUUCCUUUUUUUUUAGUUCUUCUUUACUAUCACA
Molecule: messenger RNA, 1924 nt
Organism: Halteromyces radiatus
Lineage: Eukaryota; Fungi; Mucoromycota; Mucoromycetes; Mucorales; Cunninghamellaceae
Product: ATP synthase subunit alpha
Exons: 3
Coding region: 1-1647 (548 amino acids)
Biological process (GO): proton transmembrane transport; proton motive force-driven ATP synthesis
Molecular function (GO): ADP binding; proton-transporting ATP synthase activity, rotational mechanism; ATP binding
Source: RefSeq, a predicted model, not a curated record